AGGAAGUGGAUACGAGGACACACUUUUGUGAGGGCCGAAACUAACGCGCUGUAUCAAGCAUUGUAGCAAGACUCAACAGGCCCAGCGACGGAUAUAAUCUUAAUACGCGGAUAAACAGGGUUCGUGCAGCAGCUUUGAGAGGGAGGUUUUCUCGAGCUCUUAACAAGGCAGGCUCGCGGCCAUGUCUACAGUAGUGGAUCUGAAAACGAAGGAGGAGAAGGAUGCCGAGCUGGACAGGCGGAUCGAGGCACUUCGGAAGAAGAAUGAGGCUCUGGUCCGGCGAUACCAGGAAAUCGAGGAAGACAAAAAGAAGGCGGAGCAAGAGGGGAUUGCUGUGACAACAGCCCGCAAGCCACGCCCCCACGAUGCAGAGGUCGACCGCAGGAGGAUGGAGAAGGAGAACUUCACUGUCACCGUGGACCUCUCUAAACCGGCGGGGGAGAAGCGUGUCAUCAACGACAGGAAGCCAGCGACGCCCCGUGGCGGCAGAGGGACGGAGGAAGGCGAGGGCCCCAGGCCGCAGGGCGAGAGCCCGCCCAGGAGGGCCGGGUCGGGGCGGCUGAACAGGGCCAUGCCCCGCGGGGGGUCCAGGCAGGACCGGAGGGAGCCCCGUCACGACAGGGCGGAGCCUCGGCCAGACCGGCCACUCUGGGACAGCGAGCCGGGGGAGGGGCCCGGCCGGACCGAACGGGCUCCCCGUGGCGGUCGGAGGGGGAGAGGAGGAGGCGGCGGUGGAGGAGGAGGAGGAGGAGGAGGAGGAGGCGGAGGAGGUGGCGGCGGCGGAGGCGGAGGUGGAGGAGGCGGAGGAGGUGGCGGCGGAGGCGGAGGUGGAGGAAGCGCACCCCAGGGAGGCAUGGGCGACAGGAAGUCCAAGGAGUGGGAGGAGAAGAGGCGCCAGAACAUCGAGAAGAUGAACGAGGAGAUGGAGAAGAUUGCAGAGUACGAGAGGGGUCAAAGGGGAGACGGAGACAAGCACCCGAACCGCAACUUCCUGGACGACCCGCGGCGCUGCGGGCCCAUCCCGGACAUGGACCGCAAGGAGGGCAGCCGCCGGCACGUCCGCAACUGGGGCGGCGUGGACUUCGACAACGUGAAGACGAGCACGGAGAUGGAGAAGGAGUGGAUGUCUCGUCGGCCGGGCUCCAGAGGCUCGAUGGACAUGACCCUGUCCAUGACGGGGCGGGAGCGGGCCGAGUACCUGCGCUGGAAGAAGGAGAGAGAGCAGAUCGACGAGGAGCGGCUGGCCCGCCACCGCAACGCCACCGGCCAGUGGAGGCGCGAGUGGGACGCCCAGAAAACCGAAACCAUGUUCAAGGAGGAGGCGGCGGCUGUGGCCACAGAGGGCACAUCGGACCCGGGCAUCAGGAGGGAUGACAGUAAGAGGCCUCCUAAGGCCCCCACGAUCGGGGACUUCCUGGGACAGGGCAAACCCAAAGAUGGGGGUCGUGGCGGUCGUGGGCGCGGAAGGGGGCGGACCCAGAACAAAAGCUACAGUAUGCACGAUGAUCGCUGGGAGGCUGAGAAGGAGGAUGAAAGCGAGAAGGAGCAGGAGAAGGUGAAGGAGAAGGAGAGCGAGGUAAAGGAGAGGGAGAGCGAGGUAAAGGAGAAGAAGGCCCCUCCCUCCUCUACAGAUAAGGUUGAGGUAGUCGUGGAGACGGCCAGAAGUGGAGGAGCAGCGGAGGACGACGAGGACGAAUGGGAGGACGCCAGUGAAGGCGAGGAGGUAGAGGUGGAUGAAGAGGAGGAGGAGGUGGAAAGUGAGGAGGAGGAGGAUGUGGCAGAGAAGGUGGCCAUGCAGGAAAAGGAGAAGGAGAAGGCAAAGGGCAAGACUACCCCCACAUCCCCAACUGCCUCCCCCUCCCGCCCCCAGGGGGCGACAGAUGGGGCCAAGGAGCAGCGUACCCCUCGGCCAAGGGUGCAUAUACCCUCUCCCCAAAGCGCCCAGGACUCCCCAGAGUCCACCAAGCCUCUCAGCCCCUUCUCGCCCAUGGAGGGGUACCACCCAGUGUCGGACUGGGGUGAGGAGAUGGAGAUGCAGUCCCCGCGGGUCUCCCUGGGGGAAAGCCCCCUGAAGCCCAACAGUGCAGGAGCAGAGGGGAGCCCCGUUGCCCCAAAACCAGGGAGCCCCGUUACCCAAAAACCAGGGAGCCCCGAUGCCCCAGAACCGGGGAGCCCCGUUACCCAAAAACCAGAGAGCCCCGUUGCCCAAAAACCAGGGAGCCCCGAUGCCCCAGAACCGGGAAGCCCUGUUGCCCCAAAACCAGAGAGCCCCGUUGCCCCAAAACCAGGGAGCCCCGUGACCCAAAAACCAGGGAGCCCCAUUACCCAAAAACCAGGGAGCCCCGUUACCCAAAAACCAGGGAGCCCCGAUGCCCCAGAACCGGGAAGCCCCAUUACCCAAAAACCAGGGAGCCCCGAUGCCCCAGAACCGGGAAGCCCCGUUACCCAAAAACCAGGGAGCCCCAUUGCCCAAAAACCAGGGAGCCCCAUCCCAGUGGAGCCCCAUUGCGAGAAGCAGACCCCCAGUCUCCCGGCUGAACAGGGGACAGAGACGAGUGAACAGACAGUCGUAGUCUCUCAGUCCCAGGAGGAGCCUGACAUCUCGGACUCUCAAUGCCAUGAUGCCUCUGCUGUGAUGGAACCAACUGAGCAGGCCCACCACUCCCCAGAGGUGGAGGAGGAACCCGUCCCUACAGGCCAGGUUGCCCUGACCGACUCAGAAGUCAUUGUCUCUCAGUCCCAGGAGGAGCCUGACAUCUCGGACUCUCAAUGCCAUGAUGCUCCUGCUGUGAUAGAACCAACUGAGCAGACCCACCACUCCCCAGAGGUGGAGGAGGAACCCGUCCCUACAGGCCAGGUUGCCCUGACCGACUCAGAAGCAGCUGACGCCCCCGUGCCAUCGACGGACUCGGAUGAGAACCAGAUGCCGGCCGACACAGCGACGGAGAUGGAGGUCCCGGAGCAGCCGUCCUCAGGCUGAGAGGCGGGCGGAGCGCAGUGGUAGCGGUUCACGGGCGCCGUGAAGAGCGGAGAGGAAUCGAGGCUGCGUCACUGAGGACUCGCCAGGGGCUGGCGCGUGCAGGCCAGAGGACGGGGAACCGAGACUCAAGCUUUUAUUACUCUUCAUUGCUUUCCAAAAAAGAAAAAAACAAAGCAGUGCACCCUCUGGAAAUGUAAAUUCCGAAUUUUUUUUUUUUUUUUUGUGCUGGGAAGAUUUACAUUCAGGUCACAGUAUUUCACUGUGAAUUCUGAGGCAACUGACAGAAUUCAGAAUAUAAAUCAUCCCCCCCACCACCACUCUCUUCUGCGUUCCUAAAUUUGUGAAGCACGGAGGGAGAACGGCUCUGUAGGGUGCAGGCCGGACCCUCCACCACCAUCCCCCCUCCCCCCACUGCUGUGACUGAAUUGCCACAAAGAGUGGUGCUCAUCACACCCCGACUCCUGAAUGUUUAUCCCCCCCACACACAAAAUGACACCCUGCUCAACAUCCCACCUCCCUCUCUUUUGAGAGUGGCAAAAAAGGGGCUGUCUCCUGAUUGUUUCAACAGAUUCCAAUUGGCAGGGCUGUGGCCAGGGCGGGGCAGUCCACCCUUUACCUAAAUUGAUUUUUUUUUGUUGUUGCCAGUUCUCUCUCUCUACUGUCACUAUAGCCUGACACCACUGGGUCCACAAGGCCUCCACUCUGCUUCUGACUUUUGUGUGCCUCUUUGUGCUGAGGAAAGAAUCACCUCUUGUCAUAGAUGGGCAACAGCCAUUUGCUACAUCUCCUUGUAUGAUCGCUCUCAGGAGUAGUGGAGAUCAUGUGGGUUCACCCAUAAGUGGUGGGGGAGGGAGGACUGGAGAGGCUAAUGUUCCCGUAAGCGCACCCCCCCCCCCCCCCCCCCCCAACAAUGCCCCAAGUCUAAAGAGACUGAUCAUUUACCAUAACCAAGAGAACACCGCAAAGAUUCGUACCGAGGGCAGCAGAAUACAUACCUCAGUAGACCAGUCUUUUGGUUGGUUUUAGAGUUUUCUUACAUUUAUUUUGCAUGUUAUGAAUAAACAUGGGGUAUGGCAGGGAAAUUAGUUCUUGUAUAACACUGAGGCCAGUGAUAUACAUGUGACAGUACUUUAAAAAGUUUAAUUAAUCAUGAGCUUGAAGAAAUGCAACAUGUAUAAUUUUUUUAAGUGCAACUUACAUUCCAGUGUUUUAAUGUGUGAAAGCAUCUAAAAUGCUACUCUUGUUUGUCAAGCAAUGCAAUGAAAUUUUCAGGGGGGGGCGGGGGUUUCUUCCCCCAUGUGUUGGGGACAGCAAAAACCAUGUGACUUUUGUGAUUGUAUUACAUGCAUUGAAUAGUCCUGCUUCCUUAUUACAGCUGUCUUCCUGCGUGAAAUGUCACCCUUUACCUGACACUUAUCAAUUUUUGGAGUGAAGUGUAAAUUACAUUUCUUCUAAAAGCAUGAACUGAUUAAUGGCUUAAAGUGUCUGUGGA
Molecule: messenger RNA, 4472 nt
Organism: Anguilla anguilla (European eel)
Lineage: Eukaryota; Metazoa; Chordata; Actinopteri; Anguilliformes; Anguillidae
Gene: ccdc9
Product: coiled-coil domain containing 9
Exons: 16
Coding region: 182-2980 (932 amino acids)
Source: RefSeq, a predicted model, not a curated record